UAUAUCGUGUCACGUGUGAUUUUUGUGAUUUCAUUUGACAUUUCUGUGUUAAAACGUUUUUUUUUCUUUAUCCCUGUAGUAAAUGUCGUGGUGAAAGGAGUGGCCACCCAGUCAUCACUGUAUGGGGAUGGCCAGGCUAACAAUGCUAUUGAUGGCAACAGAGAAUCAAACUAUCACAAAAUAUCCUGCACACACACUGAACAGGAGACCAACCCCUGGCGGAGAGUGGACCUGCUGGAUGUGUACAGAGUGACAGCUGUCACCAUCACCAACAGAGGAGACUGCUGUCCUGAGAGACUUGAUGGUGCUGAGAUCUGCAUCGGUAACUCACUGGAGAACAACGGCAUCAACAACCCCAGUUCCUUCAGAUGUGUUGUCAUCUCCAACAUCCCAGCAGGAGAGACGAACAGGUUCCAGUGUAAUGAGAUGGAGGGUCGCUAUGUUGUUGUGGUGAUCCCUGGACAGAACAAGAUUCUCACUCUGUGUGAGGUGGAGGUUUACAGCAUUCUUACAUGUAAUUAUCUGCAACUAUCUUCACUUUUCACAUGAAGCGUUAGCUUUAUGUAGUUCAUACUAGAUCAGAACAUUCAGUGCCUUCAAUCCUAUAGGAAAUUUGUGGUCAGAACUGAAAAAGUAUGUGCAAGCAAGGAGGCCGACAAACCUGACUCAGUUACACCAGCUCUGUCUGGAGG
Molecule: messenger RNA, 692 nt
Organism: Oncorhynchus mykiss (rainbow trout)
Lineage: Eukaryota; Metazoa; Chordata; Actinopteri; Salmoniformes; Salmonidae
Source: RefSeq, a predicted model, not a curated record